AUGGAUAUUUACCCACCACCGAGUAUUUCUUCCUAUAAUACUUCGCGUAUUGACGAUAUUUGUGCGUCCCUGCGUCGAUGCUCCGUGGAGGUGUCUGUGGAGACGUUAUCGGAGUCUCAAAAGGAUCUAGCUUUGCGCACACUCCAUAAUUAUCUUUCUACGAUGUAUUCCUAUUCCUGUCGAACUGAUCCCCCUUUGGAGUCUGAGCAUAAAUUUAAACACCGAUUGCCAGUGAAUCAGCGCAAAGGUCAUUUGGUUAAUCCUGUCAAACCAUCAUCGCGUAAAUCUUUUUCUAAAGUACCUUCCAUAGGUAGAGUUGUCGAUGUGCCUUCCAGAGAACGGUGUGGGAAUGUUACUGGACAUCAGUCUUUUUCUUCUGCCCCUCUACAGUGGGGUAAGUGCGCUAAUCGUCUGUAUCCUCCAUCUUCUGGCGUAACAGGGCUUCCCGAGUGCCCGUAUCUAAACCCCCAAAGAGCAAAAAGUUUUUCGACUUCUCAGGUAGAGAGGGGUAAAUUCAAAGGUUCCGGGAGAGCUUUGUUGGAUAUACUUGAAGGAUUCAAGUGUUUUUUGAAAGAUGUGAUCAUUUUCUUUAGUGCCCCAAAACCAGUAGCAAGCAAUAAUAUCAGAUAUGAUAAUGGGGAGAUGAAUCCAGGAGGAACAGAAUGCGCAGACACUCCAAAUUCUUCUUCAGAGGUAUUCGUUUGUCGUACCUCUGCUAUCCCUUUUUGUGAAACGUUCAGGGCACCGGUGAUCUUGGGCCAAGAUCGUCUCCAGGCUCCCAAGGGUGAAGUUAGCAGUGUAAAGCGGCGUCAAGCGAAAACUGGCAUCAGGAUGGCGGGCCACGAUCUCCAGUCCCCACUACCUUCUUCCUCCAUGCAACAAGGGCCGAGUUCCUCUGCUUCUUUUCAACCCAAGUGGGAGGGCGUUCUGAAGACGGGGCGAGUGCUCUGCGAUUUUGUUCGUUACAUCUUAGCUGGCGGGGCCGUUGUGUCAUCAACCCAGUCAGCGCGUUCUCGUGCUGAGGGGGCUCCCGGUAAUGCGUCAGAAAAGAACUUAUCGUCCUCUUCAGAGGGCGUCAAGGCUACACCGUUGUCAGUGCUCGCUGAGCUACGUUGUGUGGCAUACACGUACACCAAGGAGCGAAUUCUGGAUGGGAUGCAAGCGUUUGCGCCCUCAGUAUCCUCUACAGAAUUGGAUGAAACCACAAUAUGCCAUGCUGCUUUGCCAUGGUGGUUGUGGUCGUUUGCAGCGAUGGGGCUACAUGAGAUAGAAACGGCCGGUGAAGGCACUACAUCUGAAAGGCAGUGUUUAUCAUGCGUGUCUUUUGAACCGUUUGCGUUUCUAAUAACCUGUACUGAUCACCUCCUAGGACAAUAUGUUCGUGAUCAGUUUCGAACGGAAUCUGUCCCUGCUGUACAACAUAUUUCUUCUUUUUUUGAUGUUGGUGUGCACCAUGAAUCCACGUCUAAUAAUUCCUUAUUUCCACUAUCAUCCAAUCAAGUGCCACGAGCUAGUUUUCCUGAUUCAGCCUUUAACGUUGUGGUUACUGAAGGUUCUCCCAAAGAAGUAGGUAUCGAACCUGAGAUAGAGGUGAGUUGCGAGUGCAACCAUGUCACCGGUAUUCAAACCUCUUUUAAAUGUGUGUCACCAAUCGGAAGGAAUGACUCUGAUGGUGCGGAUGUCGCUGGUAAGCUUUUGAUACCCCCCAAUUUAUCUCGGAAGCAUGGGGGAAACAGUUUGAUAGAUGGCUGCAAAUCUUUAUUUCCACCUAGUAAUUCAGGAGAUUCUAUAUGUACACAAGCGACAACUACAAAUUGUAUGCGCUCGGUUCAAUUUACUCCAGGGGACACCACUGACGUUUCUUUAAACCCAACCAAACUUCUGGUCGAGGGAAGAGUAGGUAAACAUGUUGCUUGUACUCUUACUACAUCAAAUAAAUCUAACGGCUCUUUUAGCCAUACAUUUGGGUCCCAUGAACCUUAUAGUACGACCACUGGAAACUGUUCCCGGGAUACGCUUUCUACAUCGGAGCAGAACUUCCUUCUGCAGCAAAAAUCCUCCUUUGAAUUGAUCUCUUUGUUCGCCAAGGCCAAUUCUGAAAAUGUUUCGGAGGAUGAUUGUGAAGGGGGCUCACUCUGUUUCUUUAAUUCAACAAUAGCAGAGGAUGCGGUGAGCUCAGCUAAUACAGCACUGAACCUUGCCACGAAACUGGGGGCGUUGUACACUACCCAGGAUAUGAAUGCACUUUUGUCAAUUAUUUCUAAUGCUAAUACUUCCAAGCAUGAGCAUGAACAAUUUAUUACACGGGAUGUUGAAACAGUGAACAAGUCUCCGAAGUCCCACAUACCUUCCAGCAACUUACCCUACUCUGCCAUGGAAGUACAGUUACCUAUAAUUAUCGCCACCCCACCAUCGAGAUCAUUUGGAGGCUCUCUCCACGACAUUACAAUGAUCAAUACACAAUGUAAAGGUCUAGAUUCUGAUCUAUCAUUGCCUACAGGUAUUUUUCAGGCAAAAAGGGUUCAUCAAGUUUUCAGUGGUGUCCAGCCUGGACAGCUAGAUGACUUUAUGUGCGCCCUCUGUUCUAUUCUUUGCUCACCUUCGAUACUAGUACUGGAUGCAAGAGUUUCGUUGGAAAUGACCUUGUGCAUCUCGCUGAGGCUUCUUAACUAUAUCUUCGCGUACCAUUUUUCCCACCACCUAGCGGCAUCUCUUUUUUUAGAACCAUCAUAUCCACCACAACCGCCACAAAAAUCUGCAGGUACACUCUCACCUUGCCCAUUUUGUUUCUUGGAGACGACGUGGGUGUGCAUAGUGAAAUCUUUAAUCGAUUCAUGUGCAUGUGCGGCUUCUCAGGCAUUAUCCGACCGCCGGCAAGUACUGGCGCAUGAACUUAUCGACACCCUCUCCCUACUUGAAGUUCAGCGCUUCACCAUCGCUUCUCUUCCCUUUUUGGGCAUCCACAGCGAGGGGCUCACAGUUUGCAAAGGUAACGAGGAUGAUGGAAGCGGUGGCAACCCCGGUGUCCUGAACCCACAGAAAUCUGUCAGAGUGCACGCGCAAUCACAUGCUGCUUUCCUGCGUGUGUGGCUCGUCGGUUUCAAGGACGUUUCUGAGACUUCUAAACACCUGUUAAAGUGUGGUUGUACCUCAUCGAGGGCCUUUGAGACUACAGUUUGGUACUUAGCUGGACUAGCAGAUUACUUGAUUCAGGUAGAGCAAUGCACGUGGAAGCUGCUGAAGGGAUCCAAGAACUCAUUUAAUGAUAAUGUUUUCGAUUCGCUACCUCUGAUUCCGUUGCAUACCACAGAGAAUGCAUUGUUUGAGGAAGUGCUUCCCCCAGAUGAGUUUAUUAGCACCAUUGUCGAAUUUAUGGGCACAUUAGCUGAACUAUUUACUUGUAAUAUUCCAGGAGAAACUCAGAGUGUGGAAGAUAUGAACGGUUUGACUAAUGGUUCUGAAGGCGCGGAAGACAGUGAUGAUGAAGAAAUAGACUCUUCUCCAAGCUUCAUCUACAGAUCUGAACCCAAACAUAUCCCAAAGAGUCUAAAGGGCUUCCGAAGUGGACACUUCCACAAGGUUAAGCUGUGUAUGCACUACUUUUUGGAGAUUAUUGACGUUCUACUCCGAUGUUCAAUAAAUCUUCCAGAGAAACCUUUGUUCUUGUACGCACUUGUAGCAAGGUUAUCGUGCUUCGCAUCAGCGGAGGAUGACGAGCUGAAUGAUUCUCCUGUUACGCAACAGCAACACAACGCAACGGUGUUUGAAACUCAUCCUAGUGAUCCUCUUGCUGUCGCUUGGCAUCGUGCCUUAUUGGGUGAGAACUCUGUCCUCAGUCAAAUACACCACUUUGUCAGUAGCUACAGUUGUGCUAUGGUUCAAAAGUUGCUGAAAAAAACUUUAUUUCCCGCGGACAUGGGGUUGAAGUUAUUGCAAAACAAGUCUCAGAUUGAUGGGGUCACAGGUAGUCCAGCUGUUAGUGGAAAUGAAGCCGUGUUCUUUCCCAAAUAUGAGCAAUUGGACGUGAAAGCGCAGGAUAAACAUGAUGCAGUAUUAUUUCCUCCAGGACUUUGUCCAAGCUCAUUCGAGAAUUUACAACUCAUAUCAUACAACAACUCGUAUAAGCGGAUGCAGGACGCUGUUUCGACUAUGUGUUGGCCCACGGAGUCGUUCAAGUACCAUUGUCACGUACGACGUAUCCUUGAACACGCUCAAAUAGUUACCAACUUCCUGGCUAGUAGUUCAACAAAAGUAUCGCAGAGCAUUCUGGAAAACCGGGAUGACAAUAGCGCGGUAUGUUCAAAUGAAAUAAGCCGAACGGAUGAAAUCGGACCUGUUCUGUUUGCCGGUGUUUCAAAGCUACUGGACAUUAAGAGCAGUCCCUGUUCACAGGUUCUGUCCUCUCCUUAUGGUGGGCCUUCCUCGAGUAUUCUUCUGACUAGGGGAAGCUUUAUUCAAGAUCGUCCAUCUUUGUUGUCUGGAGAAGUAUCUGACCGCAUACACCAUACUUAUUAUACUUGCCUAUCGAUACAUUCACUGAAAAGAUGCCUCUCGGACACCUGCAACUGGCUGUGGCUGAGUACCUGUCUCAUUGAGCUUCUCUCUUCUGCUGCCGUCCCGAUAAACCUUAUACAGGGCUCCAAUCUCUCAGAAAUUCAGCCGUUAAAUAGAUCUACUACAUCAAUCAAAGACUCGGGCGUCCAGGAGCCUUAUCGGAUUCUUGCCUUACUAUUCCAGAAUACAUUUUCUGUUCUUCAAAUUUCAUCAUUUUCAACCUACGUUCGUCUCUUAUUUUUACGCAUUGUGCAUGUAUUUUAUUUCACUCCCCAGUAUGGCACUGUGGAUAAUACUGAUACCGAAGGUAACGGUUCCGUUCACUCACUACACCAGUACUCCUUUUAUCAGCCCUUGUAUGAGUAUUGGCAGCGGUACUGUGAGUCAUUAUUGCGCGCUCUUCGCGUAUUAUGCAGUUACAAUAGGAAAGCACAUCAUACAGCACAUAUGUUACACAUUCCGUGUGUACUUACACGUCUUUUACUUAGCCUAUCCAAAGAGAAAUUUAUAGAUACACACAAAGCAUUCUUCGGGGAGAAGACAUUUUCAUCAUAUCUAGGAGCUAGUCUGUCGGGGCAGGGUGCACACUCAGGCGUUGAGCCCAGAUCUGGAAAAACUAUGAGUAAAAGAGAUACACUAACUGAGCUAGUGACUUUUAGCGGCCAAAGGGACAGGUGUGGGCCCAAGACUCAGGGGAGGAGAAUGCGACCCGUGACCCAGGGAGAGCGCCAACAAAAAAACAGCAGAAGUGGCAUGCACGUUAGCGCCAACAGGGAUUUGAUGUUUCCUUUCUCCUCCCCAGCGUGUACACUCGGUACGCGUCCAUUAAAUGGAAAGGACUUGGGUCUUUUAAGUCCAUUUUCUACAAAAAGCACUCUACAUGUCUGUAAAUCAUCAGUGUCGCUUUCCGAGAACAGUUCCUUGCUUGCCAAUACGAGUGUUCUGGUGCCCAAACUACAACUUACUGAUAUGGCUGCGCCAUCUUAUUUCACUCCUUUGAGUGAUACACAAGUCCUCAUGGUACACACUGUUCCAAAAGCUUCGGCCCAUUCUUAUUGUGGGAAAUCAAAAAAAAAAACGUUUGAUAAUGACAAUAGUCUCGGGAUACAGCAUCCGCCGUCAAGAAUAGCGAAGCCACUUCUAGCCAAGGACACGCAUGCGCACACGCUGAUAGAUUCCGAUCUCGGGUUUUUCUGUAGGGUCCCACUGUACCCCACUUUUAAAGUUCUAAAGCACAGCUCUGAUUAUCCCAGGCAAUCUACAAAGAAGGAUUCCACAUGUGAUAGGAGGGAAUCCAGAGGAGGAGAUUGUACAAUUUCUGUGAGUAAUGAUAGCACCACUUUUCGGAGACCAAUCAUACCCCCUCUUUUCGAUAUAGCCACACAUGUUGACCCAGCAUCGACAUUACUUAGUGGUGGAAUUAGCUCUUCUAACAGAGCAGAGACUUUCUCAUCCAAGAGAUCCUUUUUAAACUAUAAUAGCGGGAGCGCUUCCCAUAUAUUAAAGUCUCAUGAUUCUUCCCCUAACGGCUUUAUCGAUUCCACAUUUUCGACCGCGGCGGGCAUUACCCUUAUGAGUUUCCCAUCUAUCGUGACAGAAUUCAUUUUGUGCAUCAGUUCUUUAGUGUUGCAGCGUGAGAGUGGUUUCGUUAGAUAUGACUUUACCGUUUCUUCUAUGCAGAACCGUUUACCGCUGAGCUACGCGAUGAUGCAACCAGAGAAUCUUUACUGCUCAAGUUGUCCAAUGGAUACUGCUGUUCCUACAGAAGAAUGGUAUUCCAGGACUAUCGCAGCCGCAAUAAAUAUUUCUAAAGGAUUGGAUGGUCUUCACGUGCUAAGUGACCUGCAGUGUUACUUAGGGGGGCAUUACCAUGAGCCUGCAGUCCGUGGCGUUAAUUCUUGGCUGGAUAAGCAGUACGGCAAAAUACUAGAACAAUUAUCAAAAGUUCAACUUUUAUCAGGAGCUAAGCGUCGGUCCUUUUUCGGAUCGUUAGAGCCGUGUGCAAUGAGCAACGACAACGGACAUGACAGCUACAAUUAUAUGCUACUGCAUCCGACGGACGCACUGUUAAAACCCUUUAACAGUGGACACUAUACGCUGUUGCGGUUACUCUUACCACGGCGUGUUUGGCUUCGCAAUUUUUUGAUAUGUCGUCGUAUCGGCGCAGGUGGGUUUGGCUCGGUAUACAGUGCUACCCCAUUAUUGCCGCGACUGAGUAUCCUUAAAGGCUCGGGAGAGGAGUUAUAUACUCUUAUAGAUCGACAGGAGGCCGAGGUAGUUUGCCAAUGCACGACUGGAAAUAUAGCUAUUAAGCUCAUUCCUGUCUCUUUUCGAGGUGGCAGAAGUGCUUCCCUGUCUCUGUGCCACUCCGAAGUUUUGGCGCUUCACCGACUGCGCGGCCACCCACACAUCAUCUCGCUAUUGUCAUAUGGUUGCUCAGGUGAAGAAUUCUUUAUCAUGACUCCAGAGUAUACGGGAGGAUCGCUUCAGUCUUGGCGUUUGACGCAGUAUCCGGUUGGCUUCGAUGCACUUAGAGGGGAAAUUCACGCCACAGCCAUUUUUUGUGCGGACAAUGCCUCGCCACUACAAGAGUGUGCUCCAUCUUCUCAUAUCCCGUCGUUCUUUUCGCAGUGCGCCAGCAUCUUCACACAAGUGCUGACUGCAGUAGAGUUUACCCACCGCCACAACAUUAGACAUGGCGACCUCAAGGCAGGUAAUGUCUUUAUUGAUGUGGAGCAGCGGUUCACUGUGGAAAUUGGCGACUACGAUGACCCCAAUAAUCACGGUGAUGGUGCUCUAACAGGUGGAAAUAUGAGUCCUCAAAAGAUAUCAAUGACUCAAGGGGGACAGACUUGCAGCUUUCCAACGGCAGUACGGCUGGGUGAUUUCGGCUCUUGUGAUAGCUGUAACGAGGAAGACAUACAUAUCCUCCUUUGCGACGUGGCAGCAGGAGAAGCGCGGUUCAUGGCAUCUCGAUGGGGGUGUGCAAAGGGCACAGAGGCGGUCCAACCACCGGAGGUUAUGAUCCCAAGACGGCGAUAUCAGAUCUUUCGCGGGAUUCUGAAUAAAUAUUUUAGCCAGAGUUCUAGACAGAAAAGUGGUUCUGUUGAUGACAAGUUUGAUUACUUUUCCUUCUUUGAAGUACCUGGUGCGAGUACUACUUAUAGUAGGGAACACUUUGAGGAGGUUGAUUCGCUCAGAGUCCCCGAAACCUCCAGCAAACUCAAAGCUCUUUUAAAGUGCAUGCAACGGGUCGAACUAUCGGCUGAUAUAUGGAGUUGUGGAUGUCUUCUAUACGAGCUUCUGACUGGUUGCAUGCUUUUUGGAGGUACUCGUCUUGGUAAUCUUGCAGUGUUAGCUAAUGCCACUUCACACACAGCACACACUAAUAACUUUAGCUGUCACGGUGAUACAGCCGCUAUCCACAUGGUGUCUUCUUACCAAUCUUCCACUACCUAUUGUGAAGCAUCGAAGAACUUAACUCAUGAUGCUGUAUGCUCUUGCACACCACAUGGAUACGUGCUAGGCAUGGCUCUUAAUGAACAAGAGCAACACGACUUAACUAAGUCUGUAGAUGGUGAUGUCGUUGAGUUUCUAUGUCAAUUACUGAGUUUGGAUCCGUUAGAGAGGCCAACCGCAUCUGAGGCGUUGUAUCGUUGGAAGAAAUUUACCAGUAAAAUGUGUCUUAACCUUGAAUAG
Phytomonas sp. Hart1 is the source of this 8253-nucleotide messenger RNA. Lineage: Eukaryota; Euglenozoa; Kinetoplastea; Trypanosomatida; Trypanosomatidae. The record is from the annotation of a GenBank genome assembly.